AUGACUCAAGACCAUGUUGCCCAAACUCCGGUACCCUCACCGCCACACGACCCCUCGCACGAAGAGCACCAGUACCUCAAUCUUAUCCGUGACAUCCUCUCUCAGGGCGAGCACCGACCCGACCGCACAGGUACUGGCACACAAUCAAUCUUCGCACCACCUCAACUCCGCUUCUCCCUCUCCAAGCCCAACCCAGAAGGCGGCGACCCGAUCCCCGUCCUGCCCCUUCUCACCACAAAGCGAGUCUUCCUGCGCGCCGUGCUCGCUGAACUCCUCUGGUUUAUGUCCGGCUGCACAUCAUCGCUUCCCCUCUCCGAAGCGGGCAUUAAGAUCUGGGACGGAAACGGAAGCCGCGAGUUCUUGGACAAGGUUGGUCUCGGCCACCGCGAGGAAGGCGACCUGGGGCCCGUCUACGGAUUCCAAUGGCGGCACUUUGGUGCUCAAUAUGUCGAUGCCAAAACCGACUACACCGGACAGGGCGUCGAUCAGCUUAAGGACGUCGUGAACAAGCUCAUUAACAAUCCUUUUGAUCGUCGUAUCAUCAUGAGUGCCUGGAACCCCGCAGAUCUACCAAAGAUGGCUCUGCCACCAUGCCACAUGUUCGCUCAAUUCUACGUCUCGUUCCCUCCUGGCAUGAAGCUCGAUGAGAAGACUGGCCGCCCAACAGAAAAGGGAACUCUCUCUUGUGUGCUCUACCAGAGAUCCUGUGAUAUGGGUCUUGGUGUACCCUUCAACAUCGCCUCCUACGCUCUUCUCACUCAUAUUCUUGCCCACGCUGCCGAUCUCCACCCCGGCACCCUCAUCCACACUAUGGGUGAUGCUCAUGUCUACCUUGACCACGUCGAUGCGCUUAAUGAGCAGCUUACCCGGGAACCCACAGAAUUCCCCGAGCUGUGCAUUAAGCGUGAUGAUCGUGGAAGUGCAGUCGUUGAUGGCUGGAAGGAGGAUGAGUUCGAGGUCAUUGGUUACAAGCCUCACAAGAUCAUCAAGAUGAAGAUGAGCGUUUAA
Molecule: messenger RNA, 1008 nt
Organism: Penicillium antarcticum
Lineage: Eukaryota; Fungi; Ascomycota; Eurotiomycetes; Eurotiales; Aspergillaceae
Product: thymidylate synthase
Exons: 1
Coding region: 1-1008 (335 amino acids)
Biological process (GO): dTMP biosynthetic process
Cellular component (GO): mitochondrion; cytosol
Molecular function (GO): thymidylate synthase activity
Source: RefSeq, a predicted model, not a curated record